GAACCAGAGAAAAACCUCAACAAUGGCGUCAAUCCUCUCAAAGAAGCAGAAGAAGAAAGAAAAAUACACAUUGAAAGAGCUCAAAUCACUAGGUCAUGACUUACUCACUUCUCGAUCCCACAUCAAUAACCUUCCUCUCCUUCUCACCUUCGUCUCACCAGAAUCUCCGCCGGAGUUCGUCGUCGAAUCUCUCCUCUCACUCCAAUCCUUUUUCACUCCUCUUCUCUCUCAGCUUCCUUCGACUUCUUCAUCUCCUUCUUCAACCAAAGACGAUGACCCUGAAGUUGUGUUCAAAGCUUGGCUCAGAUCAAAAUUUGACGAAUUCGUCAAGCUUUUACUCGAUGUUCUCGUCUCUCAACAAUCAGAAGAUUCUCUAAGGGGAAUUGUGUUGGGGACAUUAAUGGAAUUUGUAAAGCUUUUGAAUGUUGGAAGGUUUCAUUCUUCAAUCUACCACAGAUUACUUCAUGCUAUUAUUCACUCUGAAGUUGAUAUUGAGAUAUUCUUGGAUAUACUUACCUCAAAGUACUUCAAGUACAUUGAUGUCCGCUAUUUUACCUACAUCAGCAUGGAAAAGUUUGUGAAAACAUUGGAAGAAUCAGUGUCUGCUGAUAGAACGGCAAGAGAAAAUAGUGAGGCUGAGAGUGAUUCAAAAGAAAGCCUAGAACUCUCUGUUCGUAAGAUCUAUCAAGUUUUAUCUCAAAUUCCACCUCCUGAGAAACUAGCUGAAAAGUCUCACCAUGAGAUGUGGAGUGGGUCAGACGAAAGUAGUAGUGCGAAUCCGACAGAUAAAAAGAAGAAAACUGAGGAACGAGACAGCACUCUCCUUUCUCCGACUACAAUUAGCAAGAGGAUGAAGUUGAAGUUCACUAAAGCAUGGAUUUCAUUUCUCAGACUGCCUCUUCCUCUUGAUGUUUACAAGGAGGUGCUUGCUAGUAUCCACCAGACAGUCAUUCCCCAUCUAUCUAAUCCUACAAUGUUAUGCGACUUCUUAACAAAAUCAUAUGACAUUGGGGGAGUUGUCAGUGUGAUGGCUCUUAGCAGUCUCUUCAUCCUCAUGACCCAACAUGGUUUGGAGUAUCCGAACUUUUAUGAAAAACUGUAUGCAUUACUGGUUCCUUCUGUCUUUGUGGCAAAGCACCGAGCAAAAUUUCUUCAGCUUCUUGAUGCUUGCCUGAAGUCGUCAAUGCUUCCAGCAUAUCUGGCAGCUUCAUUCACAAAGAAACUAAGCAGAUUGUCACUUUCCAUUCCUCCCGCGGGAUCGUUGGUCAUAACGGCUUUGAUCUACAACCUUUUACGAAGACAUCCUACAAUCAACCAUCUUGUGCAGGAAACCGUUGAAAGCGCCAAUGAAGCCAACACAGAUGCUGGUGAACACAAUGAGAGCCAACCAAAGACCAUCAAAAAGCGAAAGCUUGGUAUUGACUAUUUUAACAACCAGGAGAGUGAUCCCAAGAAAUCUGGAGCCUUAAAAAGUUCUCUUUGGGAAAUCGACACUUUGCGCCAUCAUUACUGCCCACCAGUUUCAAGGUUUAUCUCAUCUCUAGAAACUAAUCUAACCAUCAGAUCAAAAACCACUGAAAUGAAAAUUGAAGAUUUUAGCUCUGGUUCAUAUGCCACCAUAUUUGGAGACGAGAUUCGUAGAAGGGUAAAGCAAGUUCCUUUAGCGUUCUACAAAACGGUUCCAACAUCUCUGUUUGCAGAUUCAGAUUUUCCGGGGUGGACAUUCACCAUUCCACAAGAGGAAGGCACAUGCUGAUUUCAAAGAGUAACCAACUCAUGAACUAAAAAAACUGCAGGUUAUUU
Molecule: messenger RNA, 1803 nt
Organism: Arabidopsis arenosa
Lineage: Eukaryota; Viridiplantae; Streptophyta; Magnoliopsida; Brassicales; Brassicaceae
Source: the annotation of a GenBank genome assembly